This is a messenger RNA of Symsagittifera roscoffensis, 876 nucleotides long. Its product is annotated as ubiquitin-conjugating enzyme E2 G2-like. Bases 122 to 622 code for a protein of 166 amino acids. Lineage: Eukaryota; Metazoa; Xenacoelomorpha; Acoela; Convolutidae. Gene Ontology annotation, cellular component: endoplasmic reticulum; cytosol. The record is from RefSeq and is a predicted model, not a curated record. The transcript is spliced from 3 exons.
AUGCUAAGAUGCUAUUUUCAUGAACCAAGAUAUCUGUGAGAAACUAUCUCUAGUCAAAUCAAAAUACGAAACAAUCCCUUCCUUAUUUAUUCAAAGAGAGAUAUAGGCUUUUCUGGGAACUAUGGCCGGAUCUGCAUUGAAGCGACUGAUGCAUGAGUACAAACAACUCACUCUGCAGCCUCCUGAGGGCAUCAUAGCUGGACCAAAAGACGAGGAAAACUUUUUCGAGUGGGAGGCAUACAUCAGGGGUCCUGAGAAUAGCUUCUACGAGAACGGAGUGUUCCCCGCCACCAUCACCUUUCCCACAGACUACCCUAUGAGUCCCCCCAAGAUGAGAUUCACUUGCGAUCUCUUCCACCCCAACGUCUACUCCAACGGCAAUGUCUGCAUAUCCAUACUCCAUUCCCCAGGGGAGGACCCGACUGGCUACGAGAAGAGUAGUGAGAGAUGGAGUGCAGUGCAGGGAGUGGAGAAGAUACUUUUGAGUGUGAUGAGUAUGCUGGCAGAACCUAAUGAUGAGUCAGGCGCCAAUGUGGAUGCGAGCAAACUGUACCGAGAAGACAGAGACGCAUUCUUACUCAAGGCAGACUUAUGUGUCAGGAAGUCACUGGGACUAGCUUGAACUGGAGAAGAACUUCAAGGACUAAAAGGAAGGCUCAGAUCACUUAAUAGAACAGAAAUAUAGGAAGUUGAAGGGCAAAACAUUUCUGGUGUUUUUAAUGACUUAUGGUAGUCUCUCUCGUUUAACAGUGAUCAAAAACAUAAACAGUUGCUCUAGCGUUCAAUUAUCUUCAACUUUUUAUUUAUAUACUUGCAAAGCAGUAGAAAACUCCUUAAAACUUUAAAACUGGGAAUUAUAUUUAAAUUACAUGCGCU